AUUAUUUAUUCGAUCUAGAUCUUAAUCUAGUAUAGAAUGGGUGAUAGAUUUUAAAGUUUGAUAUGACACAAUUUCAAGCGACGUUUUUUUAAGUCAAUGAGACGGUCGACGAUCGUAAGUCAGAAGUCAACUUUCCUGAAGUACUGAUCAGAAGUCAACUUUCCUGACGUACUGAAUUACAACUUGACCUGACGAAGUCACUUGACUUUAUACAAUUUGAACCAGCUGUAAACAAACACACGGAGCUUCAUGUUUAAACUCAGAGCUUCAUGACUCCAGUCAUCCUGUUGGAGUCAGCUAUGUUAAGUUUACAAUCACGUGACGCUUUUCUUCGUGCUGUGAUUGGUGCUCUAGUCGUCAUGGCAACCAGCGACGCCCUCAGAAACUGCAGCUUUGAAGGAGCGUUUCGUAGCCUGGACGUCUGUUACGUCUUCUACCUGUACCCAGUCAGCUGGCAGGAGUCACAGAAGAUUUGUAUCAGAGACGGCAUGUUGCUGGCCCGGUUCAAUGAUGUGGAACAGAUCCGCAGCAUUAUGGCGAUGGCCAUACAGGAAGAGGGCGACUACAUUGCGUGGAUCGGCGCAAGUGACCUGGCAACCGAGGGCAAGUUCACGUGGCUAGACAGCAGACAGACGAUGACGGGCGUCGUGUGGCGGGACAACGAGCCCGACCAUCUCAGGGGCGAGAACUGUGUCUGUGUGGACGUGACGUCACAGGCAUACGACGAAACGUGCAGCGAAGAGCAGCACUUUAUCUGCAUGAUGAUUGAUCCGCAAUGGUCCAGGACGGAGCCAGUGUCACAGUGCCACUGUGCGACUGGAUUGUGUCCGGACGAUGGACAGUGUCCAUACAACAGAUGUCAGAGGGGAUGGUUUGGGAACAAAUGCCAAUUUCGUGACGCAGCCUGCAGCUCACCUGACCACCUGACGCUGACUGACGGUGAUGACGCCACCUGCCUCAGCGGUUCCAGCCAGCCUCUCAAGAUGACCUUCUUCAACCAGACGGUCAUCGUCUGGCUCAGGGUCGUCCUGCUAAGGAAAGUGACCAGCCUAGACAAGCUGACCAUCACGUUCGGUCUCAGCACGCAGCGCACAGUGUGUGACAAGACACGUGUACUCCACGUCGAGGGCACGAGCUAUGACGUCUACUGUCAUGGCGGCCCCCAUUACGCAGAUCACGUGAUCAUCAAAGCAGAUUCUUCCAUGCGCCUUUGCUCGGUACAUAUGCACUCAGGUGUCAACCUUGGUCAGCUGUCUGGGACCGUCUCACCCUCUGUCCAGUCGCCCGACGUCACGGUGGACGGGGAGUGGGGUGAGGGCGUGGGGUGUAUGACGUCAGGUGGGGAUCACAACACGUCUGAUUGGGAAGUGACCUUCGAUAAGGAAGUCGUCAUCCAUGAGAUCGUUAUACGCAGAACUCUUAGAGAAGGCGGCCAUCACUUUAUGGACGGGUUUCAGAUCGAGGCUCUAGACACGCACUCACGUCCAGUAUUCCUGCACGUGGACCAGGAUCCGGACAGUCCGAACAGCGUGCACGUCUUCACGCGCACACAAAGUCCGGUCGUCAAGGUCAAGAUAUCAAUGCCGGGUCCGGCUCUUCCUGAGAAAUUCCUCGAGAUUUGCGAGAUCGAAAUCUACGGAGACUGCGCCCCACCACACUACGGACUCACGUGUGAGCACGUGUGUGGCGCGUGCCCCCACAAGAUGUGCCACUACAACGGUGACUGCGUGUUGCGUAAAGAGCCCCCCGGUAAGCCCGACCCUGGCGUGAAGCGGAUGAUCCUGCUGGCCUGUAUCGGCGUGACGCUGGUGGCCAUUGUGGCCAGCUCCUACUUCUGCUGCAGGGCCACGGACAAAUACAGCGAGCAUGCGGACAGCGUCCAGCCAGAGGAGGUCAAGGUCGUUCCACCCGAGCCCGAACUCCAUGAGGCUAAAGGCCUUAAGACCUUCCGUAGUGACACCGACGUAGACACGGGUAAAAGCACCACCACCCUGCCGGUAGAGAAAAGCGGCACCACCGUGCAGACGGGCUCAGACGACUCUUCCGUGCUGCACUUUCUCAAGGUGCUCCACGCGGAGGAGUCAAGGACCACCGCCUCCACCUCCACCACAUCGGUCAGCACUCAACAGUCACAGCCAUCCGUCACACCAGCGGCCAACCGCCCCCCUACUCCGGCGGUCAGCCGUACAGCUACUCCGGCGGUCAAUCGUGACGUCACACCAGCGGCCAACCGUACAGCUACUCCGGCGGUCACACCAGCGGCCAACCGUACAGCUACUCCGGCGGUCAAUCGUCCCACUACUCCAGCUUCCAACCGAUAACCUUACAUCUCGACUGCUGACAAAUUUUAGCCCCACCUUUACAUGCCAUGGUUGUUAGACUUGUUUUUAUUUUUUUUACUUUCAUAAACUAAAUAAAAUGAGAGAGCCGAAUCAAUCCCAGUGGCUAAAAACGAAUCUCCCUCACAAUCCAGAUGUACCAUGUAAUUAUAAUGUAUACCAGUUUGUUGAUGUAUAUUUCACGCACGAUUAGAUUUACUACUAUUACUUUUGUGAUUUACCAGUCUUAAUUUAACAUUGAAAUAAAAAU
Messenger RNA from Physella acuta, 2589 nucleotides. RefSeq lists its product as uncharacterized. The record is from RefSeq and is a predicted model, not a curated record. Lineage: Eukaryota; Metazoa; Mollusca; Gastropoda; Physidae.